AUGUAAAGCAAAAUAGUUUGUUGUUGCCGGGUUUUUGCUCAGAAAAUGAGCGGAUAUGUGGACGUUUCCUUCCAGUUUCGGUCGCUAUUUUUACGCCAACGACAUGACAUGAGCCCGGCGAGUGUCACAACUCUAUAGGAACGUCGUCUUGUCUUCCGAAAGCGGUUUAAAAUGUGGUGUUUUGUGUGGUUAGUGCUGUUGUGUGGUGUAGGGGACCGGGUACAAGGGUACGGGAAUGGAGCUCCGUUGGAAGCUUGUGUUACGAUGACUCCCGGACAUUUCGGCACUACUGCACAGACUAGUCCGACUCCAUACAGCCUCGUGGCACCUGCACAAUACGUACCUGGUCAAAGUAUAACAGUCCAAAUCACAGGAGCAGACUUUCAGGGAUUCCUUAUCCAGGCUCGAAAAGUUGGAACCACCACUUCUGUCGGUUUCUUCACGGAUCCUCCCAGCAACGUGAGAACCAACGAUUGUCCGAACACGGUGGCGAGAGGCGCGAAUACCGCCACGCACAACAGUCAGGCCACGAAACGGGACUUAUCGCUGACCUGGACACCCCCGUCCGAGGCAGGACAUGGCACGGUCGAGUUUGUCGCUACUGUUGCUGAACAGAAGACAGUAUACUGGACUGAUCUGAAGUCUUCACAGCUGACAGAAACUACUGCAGCUGCAGCAACCACACAGCAGGUUACAACCCCAGCAAGGACAACCCCACUGAGGACAACACCCAGACAACAAGCUACAACCACACAGCCUACAACAGAGCCAGCUGUUGAAAGAGUCAUGUUGGGAACUGUUAGUGGUUGGAUGUUCUACAAAGUUCAGGCGUCCGGCCCGAUGACCAAUGCUAACGUGAAGAGUGCGUGCGACAGUGUGGGCUUGAGUCUACCGUGUUACAUCAACCGUGACGACUGUUCAGAGGCACCGUACUGGAACAGUGACUGUAUCCUCAUCAACUCCACGUGCAGACAGACCCAGAGGAUCGUAUCGGAGGCGAUAUGCGGCGGGAGCGGUCCGGCAAGCUGUGAAGCGAUGAACAACGUUUUUGCGUACAUGCCGGGAUGGCAGGCAGAUGGCAGUGCGUGUGGUGUGGCAACAACGACCAACACGUGGUGCACCAGAGGCGCAAGCUACUUCAGCUUGUAUGCCUUCUGUGCAGGAACAGGGAAUGUUGGAUCAGCUGUGACCUUGAACUCUGACCUCCUGUGGGUCAUUCUCCCAGCAUGCAUCAGCAGGAUGGUGAUGUUGUGAAAAGACAGCAAAAAAAAAA
Molecule: messenger RNA, 1273 nt
Organism: Branchiostoma belcheri (Belcher's lancelet)
Lineage: Eukaryota; Metazoa; Chordata; Leptocardii; Amphioxiformes; Branchiostomatidae
Product: putative ferric-chelate reductase 1
Exons: 6
Coding region: 172-1254 (360 amino acids)
Molecular function (GO): oxidoreductase activity, acting on metal ions
Source: RefSeq, a predicted model, not a curated record